ACUUUGUAUCUACUGGUACACUAUCACUAAGGCCUAUUCUUUAAGUAGGAAUACCGAUAACCACGCUCUUUAUGAACAUAUUGCAUACUCUUUCGAAAUUUUAUAAACUGCCAGUUGUAAUUUUUAUUCAGUUUACACUGUUUAUGUUAUGGAAUAUUGCUCCAUAUUGUAAAUGUUUUACGUAAGAGAAAUAUUAUGUUUUUUAUUUUCAUCGAAAAUACUUUUUGGUUUGGCCAAUAAUCAAGUCGCCCAACAACGCGAAGCUAGUCUUAUUGUACUUCCUCCGAUUAUAUUGGGAUAUGAUGAGUUCUACGAUGACGGAACAAAAGAUAAAUCCAGUAGAGAAAACGAUAAAUCAAGUCACGAAAAAGAAAAAUCUGUAGCCAGUAGUGAAGAUAAAAAUGACAAAAGUCAAAAUACCCAAGAUCAUCAUGGUAAUAACAAUCAUAAUGGCCAUAACCAUAAUUCUCAGGAAAAAAAUGAUAAAGAUCGUUCCGAUGAUGGUCAUCGUCCUAAGAGUAAGGAAAACGGUGAUAAAAAUGUUGGAGAACGAUCUCAUAAGUUAUCACAUAAAAUUAAAUGUCGUGCUAGAAAUGGUAAAUUCAAUGGAAAAUCUUGCCCCUUUAAGAAAAAAGAAUAAUUAAGAAUUAAUAUUCAUUAUGAGUUCUGCAUUUGUGGAUAGACUGUGCGGAAAGAGAACCGUCGUAGGAUUGGAGGUUGCAGCAGUUUCCAACCCAAUUACUUUUCUGUUAUGUUGACCACACCGUUAUAUAUAUAUAGUUCGACACUAAACAUACCUAUUAUAUAGUUCGCGUAACCUCUACUUUCUACUACUACUUCUUUUCUCAUAGACUCUAUUCAGAUAUACAAAAUUCUAAUCCUAAUUAAAAUGCGAAAAGUUGGCAUCACUGAACACAGUCUGUAGUCUGAUGAACUCUGAAGCAUGAUUUGAUUUUAUUUGUCAACAUCAAAUGUCUAUAUUUAGAUUUGUCAGUUGUCACUUGGUUUGUUAGUUUGAAAGAUUUUGAAAGUCACAUUUAGGUAUACAAUUUUGUUGUUACUUGUGUCUUGUACAUCUUGAAUUUUGUUAUUUAUAAUAUUUUUAUUCCAAUGUUUCGAUAAGAAAACUGACGAGAUUUGAAAUAGUAAUAUAUAAUUGGAAACGAGAUAUUAUGAGUAUUCUAUCAAUAUUUCUGGGUGAAUUUAUUAAUAUUAUGUUUAAAUAAUCAUGUAAAAAUGAAUUAAAAGUUUGAUCUCUAAAUUUAACCUAAAGCCGGCUACAAGUAGUUUUGCAUUUUGUCAUCAUGACUACAAUUAAGUUGGGUCCCAAGGGUCGCUAAGGAUCCUGAUGUUUAAUCACAAGUUACCAACUGACUUUCCAAUGCAAACCCUCCGUAAGAAAACCAGCCCUUGCAAAUACAAGAACGAGCCGGGUCGAUUUCUCGGGGAGGGUGUACCUUUUCGCGCCAAAUUAAUAGGCGUAUUGGAGGUACCUGAGGCUCGUGGUGACAAGAUGUGUCAAGAGGCACUCAGUGAUCUCAAGAUGGCAAUACGAGCUGCUGGCGAACACAAGCAGAGGAUACAGGUGCAUGUAGCGAUUGAUGGACUGCGGUUGCGGGAUGAUAAGACCGGGGAUUCUCUUUACCACCAUCCAGUUCACAAGAUCUCGUUUAUCGCGCAAGAUAUGACCGACUCCCGCGCAUUUGGUUACAUAUUCGGCUCACCAGACACCGGUCAUCGUUUCUUUGGUAUUAAGACUGAUAAAGCUGCUAGUCAGGUAGUUAUAGCAAUGAGGGACCUAUUUCAAGUAGUGUUCGAGUUGAAGAAGAAAGAAAUCGAGAUGGCCAAACAAAAUCUUGAAGAGAACAAACAAACACAUCCCAGCAGUUUGUUAAAGCAAAUAAACCUUUUCGAGAAUAAGUCCAAGAAUUCCACAAGCGAAAGUCCAGCUAAGGCAGUGGAGGGUGCGGAGGGGGGUGUGGCAGAAUUGGUUGACUUGGAACAGGAGUUAUGCUCUCUGCGAAGAGGUCUCUCACAAGUGGAGGGUCUGACACCUUCUAGUGAUCCAUUCGGGGACUCUUUCAUAACACCCCCACAGAAAGGAUUACUUCCGCCUCCACCAGGCGCUGGUCGGGGCCGAACCACACCUGGAAGAAGUUCUGCAAGUCCUAGCAAACCAUUGUCUUUUGACGUCCCUUCCGGACAGAGCCCGUCUUUGGGAGCCCCGGGGCCAUCCGUGGGGCUUUCCGGACCCUCGGUGCAAGGCCUUGGGGGACCCGUGGCCUCUUUUGGAUCAGACUUCGAACAAUCCUCGCUAGUCGAUAAUGUUCCUGAACCAUUGGUUGGCUCGGUCGCCGGCAGCCGCCCGGCGCCCUACGACGUAUUCACCGAACUAGACCCUCUCGGCACCGGCCGGAGUAAACCUUACGUUGACAAAAAACUCUUCUUUCAGGAGCUCAAAAACCCACCAAAGAAAGUACUCAAAGACCUCGUCCCGACGACCUCCAUACUAAACGAUAUAUUACCGGUGACAGAACCCACGGACUCCUACGGUCCCACUACCACCAUGACGUCCCUCUCUCGUCACUCGGGCGGAACGGUGUCGAUAGUGAAAAACAAUCAGAGUACGGGGUACACGGGCUUCUUUUCCAGCGAUCCGUUCGCGGAGACCGAUCCUUUCGAUAAUACCGACCCGUUCUCGGAUACGUUCAAGGAAGACCCUUUUACGAGUAUGCAAGAGUUUUCAAAGUCGAGUUUUUUGAGAGCCGAGGACUCGAAGAGCAAAUUGAGCAAAGAUCCUCUAGAUAAGGAGAUCGGCCUGGAAAAUAGAACCGAAAAGAAUGUGUUUAAUGGUCCGCUACACGUGUCCUUACCUCCCGAACCAGUUCCUAAAUCGCCGAGACUACAAAGGCAGAUGACAGACACAACCACUAUCCGCCAGCGUCCACAGCCCAGUUCUAAGAUGCCAGAUAAUGCGUCACCUCCUCCACCCUUACCCCCUAAGAAGGUUUUAGAACCGGGUUUGCCCCCGCCCAGACCGCCGCACGAGUAUGAACCGGAUGUGGAAGAUUUGGAAACCGGACCGCCCUUACCGAAACCGGUUCGGAAGAAAGAGCCUGUGGCGGACCGCAGUAUGAAACCGCGUAUGUCGUCAGUAACGACCAACAGUAGCGAGGACGAAUACCUUGCGCCUGCGCCGCCGCCUUUGCCGGCCGCAAAGCGAUUUGAUAUCACACUCUGUCAAUUACUCACGCUGACUAUGGACGAAUUGGCCAUUAGAUUGCGUGUACCGGCGACGACACUAUCUUCAAUGACGUUGCCACAACUGACUGAGUACUUGCGUUCUUAUUUAGCGGCCGAUGUCGAACGGGCGCAUAUACACGUUGAGCCAUCAAAAGCCAAAGAGAAAGAAAAUCUAACACCUAUACUCUCUAAUACAAGAAUGCCUGAAAAGAUUACUCCCUUACCAUCGCUCGCAAAUGACUUCAAACCACAGUUCGAAGACAACUUCGCUCCAACCGACUCUGCAGACACAUUCGUUGCUAACUUCGAUGACUUUGACCAAAAGGCAAAUAGCUCUUAUGACAGAUAUGCGGCGUUUAGAGAAAUACAAGAGCAAGAAUUAAAAGCUAAAUCAAUACUUGAUCCAAAAGAGCCCGCAAAAGAAGACAAAGAACUCACACACAUUCAAGAAUUAGUAAAGACUGAAGACAAAAGUCCACUUAAAUCGUUAGACGAGUUGACGCUCAAUACGUUCAAUAUGUUCAGAAAUUCAGUCAGUCCGAAACCAGUUGACGCUAAAAUAGAAGAUGUUAAGAAUGUUAUGAUGAAUCUACAGUUAGAAAAAUCGAGACGUAGCGUAUCGCCGCGAGAGGAGAAACUGGACGAGACCGAUAGAUAUGCUGCAUUACGGGAAAUCACAAUAACAGAGCCACAAGAUGACUUCGAAUCUAUUCCCCCCGAAGUUCCUAAAGAACGAAAGAAGUCCGACGAGAAAUCAGAUGGCUUCGACAAUUCGGAUUUCUUCGACUGUAUUGACAACAGUUCGUUGUCGUUUACGCAUGUUGAAGACGCUUUUAGGAAGAGUCCGGCUGUGAAAGAAAGAGAAGAGGAGAAGAUAAUUGAAAAAAGUGAGACGCCCAUAGAUAUUCUACCGGUUAGUUUGCAGCCGCCUCAAAGGCUUUCGGCUGGGUCUAUCAGCGAUGUUGCUAGUGGAUCUUCACCUGAUACUAAAGAGCGGUGUGUGGGCAGCGGUGGGCUGAGGCGUCUGGCCUGGAAUGAGGGCUGGUCUUCAGACUCGAGGGACUCAGAGCCGCGGAGGAGAAGGAAGACGCAUUUUGGACAAAUAGUUCAAACAUCAUCGUCUUCCCGCGAUGCGUCCCCGUGGGAGGAAGAAAGGUCGAUUCGACACACUACACGACGCGACAGAGAGUCACGCCACAACUCAUCAGGUUCGCGGGAAUGCUUGGACUCCGGCAGUGGACGUGAGAAGGAGAAAAUAAGAGACAAAAGAGAGAGUAGAGAUCAACGCGAUUCGGGAAGUGGAAGGGAUCGAAGGGAUCUCAGUAGGGAAAAGAGAGAUAGACGUAGUCGUGAUCGCGAUGAUUGGGAUAGAGAUAGACCAUACCGGGAAAGAGAUUACAGGGAUUCAAGAAGCCGCGAAAGAUCUAAAGAUUACAGGGAAAUGGAGCGACAUAGGAAAUCACGGCACUCGUAUGAUGAUGAUGAAGACUACAGCGACGGCUGUGGAUCAGGCAGAUCUUCACCCAGAAAAAGAUGGCCAGAACAGAGGUGGAGAAGAGACGAAAGGCAUUAUGGAUCUCUGGGCUGGAGAGAAACAAGGCGUCGUCAUGAGUUAAGGCAAGCUGAAGACUCUAAUGAACGAAGAAUGCCAUCAACAUAUACCCUGGGUUGGCCUGGCCGUCGUUCUGGCAGCCACCGCGAAUCUAACAGAGACCUUCGGGACUCAGGACGCGAGCAUUCGGGACGGGACUCCCGAGAACAUCGAGAAUCGGGUCGGGACUCCGGCCGGGACUCAAGGGAUCCGCGGGAUUCAGGACGAGAAUCAGGUCGAGAUUCCCGGGACCCCAGAGAUUCUGGACGGGAGUCGGCGACUUCAAAUCGGGACUCCAUACGAGAUUCCCGCGAUCCUCGAAGGAGGAGGCGUGAAGAAGCCAGAGUCCGCCCCAACUAUAGGUUCUCCAAUGAUUUCUCGCCUCGAGAAAAGGAGCAUUCUCCGUUCGAUAAUGACUAUCAAGAAUCGCCCGCUGUUAUCAAGAAACGUGCGCCGUAUUCGAGUCUAGAAGGAACGAGAUUUGCCUUCGAAGAGGAUACAACAGCGUCCCCUAUGAGCGGCAGUUCGGCUCGUGCCAGAGACGGUGACUCGCCAGCCGCGCGUUUCCGAUUCGACUCUGACUCGAUCUCGCCUCGCUCCAUGUUUGAGGACGACUUUACGUUGCCCCACGUGCCCCAUAUUCGUCCUCGCACUGCAUCUAUCGCUGAAGAGGAGGAAGGGGACAUUCCCCCUCUUAGAACCAAACCGCCCCCCCAUAAAGACAUUAAAAAGUCAGAUUCCGUCAAUAUUUUCACACGCGAGAUCGACCCGUUUGAGAAUGACGCGUUUUUCGCGUGCACUGGGUCAGAUAAAGUCGCAAAAAGGGAGAAUUGGCCUGGGGACUUUGUCGCGUUCGAAGAUAUAUGAAAUUUAUAGUAUGAACUCUUUAAAGGGACAAUUACUUAACCUUGAUCUGGGUGGUUAGAAUGUAAAAUGAAAGACAACCGCGUUUCGCUUGAUUGUCGAAAGGAACGAUGUCUUGUGUAGUCUGUGAUUGAUAUAGACUAUAGAGACUGACCUAUCAAAAUCAAGCAAAAUGUUGAGUUUUUUACAUUAAAAUCGCCCAGGACAAAUUUUUAAGUUUAUGGAUAAUUUUUUAUUCAUGAGAUUUUGACACACUUAGCUCGUAUGUGUCCCAAGCAAAAGAUCGUUUAAAACUGCAAGUACCGCAAUAAUUAUAGAUACAACAUGAAUUUACUGUACCAAACUAUGGCUAUUAUGUGACAGCUAUAAGUAUGAUCUCAAAAGGAUAAGUUUCAGUGUUUUUUAAGCUUUAUACUUUAGUUAAUUAUCUACACAACUACAAAAAAAAUACACUGUACCACAGACUAUUUUCAUGUCAUUUAUAAUAAAAAACAAUGUUUUGUCUGAUUUCAAUUAUUGUAUACCGUGUACCGUAAUACUGUUUUUUCAUGGUAUAUUAAAAAAUAUAUAUUUUACCUAUUGUCACUAACGUCUCAGUUUUCCUGUGAUAUAGUGUAAAACUUAUAGGGGUCACAUUGCGAUUUUAUAUAUAGUAUAUAAUAAUAAGGGUAAAUAGCUUGCCAUAAAUUUUUUUGUAUAUGUUGAAUUUAAUAAUUUAAUAUAAUUAACAAAUUUUAGGCGUUGUAUAUCAGCGGAUUCCAGAGAAUUGAUUGCAAUGAUUUGGCUUGCCAUACAAAUCAAAUGUUACCAUUCUAGAAAAAUAUUACAUAGUGGACUAAAGAUAGUAAACUAUGUAAAGAAUAUGUCUUUAGUACACGAUUUAUAAGGCCGUUUAAUAAUUAUUGAAUAUGUAUGUAAUUAUUUAAUUGAAUUUGUGUAGUGGAGAGUCUGCAAUGUUACGCUUCGAAAAAAAUCUAUUAGUUUAAUUAUUAUGGUAGUAUUAUUAAAUUAUACUAUAAUUGAAUUUAUUUUCGCCAGAUUGCACUUCAAUGUUAACUGUUAAGGCACAAAAGUGUGAAUUCGAGUCAAUUUGUAAAUAUUUUGCUAUUUUUAUGACGCUUUGUAUAUAGGUAAUAUAUACUCACGUUUUUAUUGUUUGAACAUUGAAUUCUUUAACUCUAUGAUAUAAUUUGCCAAUAUCAUAUCACGUAGGCAGCCUUCCUGUAUAUUAACAACAUGAGGAUCUGUACUCUUAGCACAAACUUAAAAAUGUUAACGUUAAAGAAUAGUAGAAAAUGUAUGAAAAUUUUGCAUAUUACCGUAGACGUAUUUAAAACUAUAAGGAGGGGGUAUUCUUAUUUUCAUACUAAAUAUAUGGAAAGCCUCAUCUUGGUGUUGCCAACCUACAAUACUUAUUAUUGUUACUCGUGUAUUACAUUUAAAUAAAUCGGAUAAAUACGAUGAUUUAUAUUAUAACUUAAAAUAAAUAAAGUUAAAGAAAGAAGCGUUGAAAAAUGUGUAGUUUAUCUAUAUAUAUAAAAAGUCGUAAUAGUUACACUAUUUAUAACUCAAGACCGGCUGAACCGAUUUGGCUGAAAAUUGCUGGGUAGGUAGAAUAGAAUACUUUUUAUCCUGUUUCCGUAGGACGUGACAUAAACGUGGUAUAACAAAACGCAACUCACAAAAAACUAAACAUUUAUCAGUCUAGCCGUUUAUUUCAUAAAAAUGGUAAGUAACGUUAUGUUAUCUACGAUUAAUGAUGAUUGAAAAUUUGACAAUCAAAAGUUUGAAGUUCAUCGGUCAUAUGUAUUAGUGUAUCGAUAUUAUCAGUAACAAUGCCAUACCAAGAAGUUCGAAUCUAUGACAAUAAAGCCAUAAUGCAAUAAAUGGGUGGACUGAUUUUGAUGAGUGUUUAAGUGGACUCGUGAAUAGUUCAGAUUAAUUACAAUCAGAUGUGUGUACAGCACAACGUCUGUCGGGUCCGCUAGUAUGUAAAUAAAAGAAACUUUACAGCCUAUACGAAUGAAUCGCAGUUUGUGCUAAAGGUACAAUUCGAAGUAAUUUAAUCGCUAUUUAUCUUUGAAAUAGGUUAUGUCUUCAAAUAAUUGUUAGACCCUGAUUUGAAAUUAAUCACUUUUUUAUAUUAAUUAAAAGGGACUUAAGUUCCCUUAUUUAAAGUUUAAAAGACAUUAAUGUCUUUGAAUUCUUUAUACUUUCGUUAAAAUUGUGGGUAAAAGCAUUUAAAAUAUUUAAUUUAAUGUAUUAAUUACCUAAUCAUUUGAUUUUGUAUUAUUUAAUUUAAAAUUAAACUAUGCUGUUUUUUUAACAAUAUCAAAACCUAAAUACUCUUCUCAAUGUAUUUACUAUUUAAUUAUUUAAGAGUUUUGUUUAUCAUAAUUACUCUUUUUCUUCAGUUGUUAAAUCUGAAACUCAUUUUUUUUAUUAUAACCAAUGAAUCUAAAGUCAUAUAAUAUUGUAAUUUAUUUCUGUGAUAUUUUUAUUACUAUAAGAUUUCGUUGUGCGUAUUAUUUUUUUCUUAAUAAAUGUUUUAGUAAGUUUUACGGACAAUCUAGUAUUCUUUUUAAUGUGUUUAAUUAUUGUGCCUACUUGUAGAUUAUCAUUGAAUCUACCGUAAAUUACUAGUGCAUGCGACCUCGGUGACGUUACCAAAACUUAAAAUAACAUUUUUUAUCUGAGAUCACGUCUAUCUGUGUUUAAAUGUGUCGGCGGUUAGCGUCAAACCAUACUAAACUUAUAUUGAUACAUACAAUUAUAUUACAUUAGUAAUUAUAAGAUAAUGAUAUAACAUAUUAGUAAAUUUUGAUAGACAAACAAUUUAUAAACUUAUCCAAAUCGUCGCUUUACACUAGAGCAAUAAUUAUUGUCAAAUUAUUGCUAUUUUAUUAAUAAGCAAUUAAUGUUAUUUAAGUAUUUAUUUCCCAAUAUUUCAAACUGUAUGUAGUUUUUAGUUUAAUUAUUAACAACAUUGACAAAAAAGGACUUGGAAGAUAA
This is a messenger RNA of Pieris napi, 8710 nucleotides long. RefSeq names its product protein disabled (gene Dab). Bases 1349 to 5701 code for a protein of 1450 amino acids. The transcript has 20 exons. NCBI's taxonomy places the organism in Eukaryota, Metazoa, Arthropoda, Insecta, Lepidoptera, Pieridae. The record is from RefSeq and is a predicted model, not a curated record.